AAACUUGAAGAAUUGAAGAAACUUUUUUUAUAUUAUUAAUAUUAUUAAAAUUGAUAGCAACAAUUAUUUGUUAAUUACAUUUCUUCUUGAGAUUUAAAAGUCAUUAUCAAGAUGAAAGCUGAAGAAAAAUCAUCUAUACCGCGAGUACGUAUUGCUAUUAUUGGCAAUGCUGAUGUUGGCAAAUCAGCUCUUACUGUACGCUACCUAACUGGUCGAUUUAUUGGCGAAUAUCGUUCAAAUACAGAUUUAUUAUAUAAUAAAACGAUAACAUUGGAAACGGGUCUGACGGAAGUUGAAAUUGUUGAUGUCUAUGCCGGAAAUAUUGAUGAUGAUGAUAAUCAUGAAUUCCCAAUGGAACAAGUGCUUUGGGCUGAUGCGUGUAUGAUAGUCUAUAAUAUAACAGAGCGUAAUACAUUUGAAUAUGCUGCGAAAUGUUUAGCCGAAUUUAAAGCAUUACAAAAUGCACCAACCGCCUAUUUAGUGGGAAACAAAGCUGAUUUGGAUCAUUUGAGAGAGGUUAACGAGAAGGAAGGCGCUGCGUUGGCGGCCGCCCAUUCAAUUGGUUUCUGCGAAGUUUCGGUAGCUGAAUACACGCCGACCUUAUAUAAAGCCUUUGAGAAGUUAAUCGUUGACUCACGUGCUCGUCCACAAAAGCAAAUACGUAAAUUUUCUGUUAGCAAAAUGUUAGGAACAUUAAUUGGGAACACCAGCUAUAACCAGCAGAAGACAAUAGCCAUCAAUCAUGGCACUGUAGUACCCUGUCACAAGGGUGAAUUGCAUAAGUCGCGUGUUUUAAAGAGACGCCAAGGUUUUACAGCAACUACUAGCCUAUGACAGUCAGCUGCCAAUACGGAUUACUAAGCACAUUUUAAAUAAAAGGACAACAACAAACUCCUUUUCUUUUUUUUUUUUUUAAAGGAAUUUUAGGGAAUUGAAUAUAUAAAAGAAGAAAAAAAGUAAACACAGAGACCACCUAUGCUCUACAAAUUUAUAUACAACUAUAUAUAUCAAUUAGUUUUGCGUCUAGUCAGCGUAAGCCUCAUUCUUAGAUGAAUUGUAACCAUAGAGUAUAUUAUUUAUAAAGCACUCAUAUCGUAGCGUUAUUGAUAGUUUGCAGGUUUUAAGGUAAUUUUUUAAGAAAAUUGUAUUCGUUGGAAAAUAAUUUCUAUUAAAUCCGUUUGCGGGAGAGAACGACGAAGUGAACGGCAUUGAAAAAUGUUUCUUUACAAAAUAUUUUACUGAAAAGUGAAAGCCGGGUUAAUAAUACGGUUGAUUGCAGAAAAGUAGUCAGUAACUUUAUUUAAUAUCAAGAUAAGAAAUUUCAAAAAUUUAUUUAUUUUUUUAAAUUUAUGGAAACACGCUCAACUUGUAUUUAUCAAUUAAAUAGAUUCGUAUAGUAUAAGCAUAUCUUGUACUUCGCUGUAGAGCAUAAUAAUUGUUACGAGAAAAAAAAUGAAGGAACUGCAAGUUCAUGCAAGCUAUUCACCAAAAAAGGCGAGUGACUAUCUAUAUAUGGAAAAGUUUGUGCGUGCAAUUUGAGCCAAAAUGUCUUCGAUUUUUCGGAGACUGUCACAAAAGAUGUUAAGCAUCCAUAUGCUGCGUUAAUUAAUAGUGUAAAAAUUUUAUUGAAAAAGAAGAAAAUUUACAAACAAAAUUUAAAUGAAAAUUUUUGCAACUUUUUUGUACAUUUACUGUAACCGUCCAUCACAUAUAAAACUUUUAAUAGAAAACUAAAAACAAAAGCAUUCCUUCUAGAUGAAUGAAAAAACCGCACAAAUGAAAAAAAAAAAAUUUUUACUCGUCUCAGCGAGAAAAUUGAAAAUAACCGCUGCCAUAGAAAAAAGGUUUCUUAUUGCCAUUAAGCUGAUCAUCAUCAUCAGCUGGAUCAUCAGCUUUCGUUUUGCACUUUUUUCAAACAAUAUUUGAAUAAUAAUUCAGUUCGAUAUCGGCGAGCGCUUUGCUUCCACUAAGCAAGUGAAUCUGUAAUGGGAACUUGAUCUGUGUCAAUCAGCCGCGCUCAGCGUUACCUUGAUACCGUUUUGACGAUUUCAAUAAUAGGAAAAAGAAAGACUAGAUUAUCCCAAGCUUUCCAGGCGUACUCGAUUUGUUUUGAAGAUGGCAUCUUAAUCAUAAAUUGGUUCAGUGUACUCGCUAUUGUCAGAACUAUUUUCAAACUUGGCUCUUGUAACAAGUAGAUCAAGUUAUAGCUUUCUGUUUUACAUUCUGCCGAAAAGAGGUGGACAUAGAGACAGACACUUCAAAACAUUAAAAACAAAAUCACAAAAUUCUAUAUCCUUUGGCUUCGAUGGUGGAUAGUAAGAUUAUUUUCAAUCUAAAUAACUAAACGUUUCUAUGUGUUUCACUUUCCUAAUCCUUUCGAUCUAAAUGUUAACCGUUUAAAAUAAAAUUACAAAAUAUAUUAUCAUCUUUUUAAAUCACUUACGUUCUUCAACCUCAGCAAAGACGGUUCGAAUUUUACAUAUGAAAUUCAAAAACUGAAAAACAAAAGAAGAAAAAAUGUUUUUGUAAAAAAAUGGACAAAAAAA
Glossina fuscipes is the source of this 2546-nucleotide messenger RNA. RefSeq names its product ras-related and estrogen-regulated growth inhibitor-like protein. Bases 112 to 834 code for a protein of 240 amino acids. Gene Ontology annotation, molecular function: GTP binding; GTPase activity. The transcript is spliced from 5 exons. The record is from RefSeq and is a predicted model, not a curated record. Lineage: Eukaryota; Metazoa; Arthropoda; Insecta; Diptera; Glossinidae.